This is a messenger RNA of Penicillium brevicompactum, 351 nucleotides long. RefSeq lists its product as uncharacterized. The record is from RefSeq and is a predicted model, not a curated record. Lineage: Eukaryota; Fungi; Ascomycota; Eurotiomycetes; Eurotiales; Aspergillaceae. Bases 1 to 351 code for a protein of 116 amino acids. The transcript has a single exon.
AUGGAAGAUAUGUCCAUCUGCCGGGGUAAACCGCAGAAAUACAAACCAACCCUCAGAAAAACCCCCGGUUUCCGUAUUCCCCGGAUCUACAACGUCCCAGUACCGGACAUUUUCAAAAGAAGCUUCUUUGGCGACCGCUGGGAUGGUCUGGGUGGCGUUGAAACCGGAAAUAUCAUGAAUGAGUCUGCAGCCGCACGAACGCGCAAAGAUCCCGUUGAAUUUCGUGGCCAGGGAUACGAUCCCAUCCUGGCCAGGAGAGCCUACGGAAAACUCCCGAGAAAAUGCCGUUUCUUUGAGGCCUCUGUUGGUGUUACAGCGUUUUUUGGUGCCCCCCUGGGAUUUGGACUUUAA